Didymosphaeria variabile is the source of this 4020-nucleotide messenger RNA. RefSeq lists its product as uncharacterized. The record is from RefSeq and is a predicted model, not a curated record. Bases 1 to 4020 code for a protein of 1339 amino acids. Lineage: Eukaryota; Fungi; Ascomycota; Dothideomycetes; Pleosporales; Didymosphaeriaceae. The transcript has 2 exons.
AUGACGAUCCAGGCAUCCAAAGAACAAGCAUUGACCUUGCAGGACACGAGUUUACUCUUCUCCAAUGUAUCCGCUCUUCGGCCCGCCCUACCUUAUGCCUUCCUCACGAACGACCGCAAUUACGUUCCUGCCUACCUGCUUCAAUCUAUGGUCAUCCCAGCCGGUGUCGAGAUUGUCAAAUACUAUUACAAGCCACAUGUGGAAGACAUCAGCAGGGAAGUGAACGAGGCACUAGCUCUCGGUCCUGCCGCAGCCGAGGAAUGGUCGAAAGGAUUAGAAGCUCGCGGCAACGAGCGUAUGAAGCUGGCAGAGAAUUGGGGACGCUGGGAGGAUAAGUACCAGUCGUGGUCGGCCCACAACGACACCAAAUCAGCAGCCUCUACUACGCCUGCUCCCGCACAGUCUUCUCUCAACGAGUUGGGCAGGUUCUCACCAGCGCAGCAUGCUCCCUCUCUUGUUGUCCAUGCCCCUAUACCAGCGAGUAAGUAUACCCUGCCCUCUGCUCCUAUGCACAAAGAUUGCGCACAACUACAGUCCUUGAAUAUACUUAGGAACAACCUAACAGCUUCAGCUCCAGUUCACUCACACAUACAUUCGCGCCCACCGACUGUUCCUCAGCAGUAUACACCACAGCCUGGCAACCCGCGCGGACUUCACGAUGCGAAUGAAGCCAAAGCAAAUCGCAAAGCAGAUAUUGAGCGACGUUGCCAGCAGAUGCAGCCACCUAUACCACCAAACGUGUUGCGACACAUGGAAUCCUUCAGAGCAGCCAUCCAGAUCUCCCAGCCAAUGACUGAUGACGCGUGGAGCGUGCUUGAACCCCGCCUCGUUGCCCAACUCCCUGCUGCCCAACACGCGGAGGCCGACCACGCGUCGCGUCUCACCACGCAGUCCAAAACACUGGACCGUCGCCCUUCGGAGGUAAAUCCCAAGGAAUCCAAAGAAAUCAUGGAUCGGGAAUGGGACGAGGCUCAGCGCCCCAUCCGCGACAAACUCAGCGCAAUUGCCGACGACUUUAUCAACAGAGACUGGGACGGCGGCAGAGCAGUGACUUACGAGAACAGCCCGAAGUUCGCGGUGGAUGUAUUGGUAUACGUGCGUCGCACAUUCAAGGCCGACCCUGCCAAUGAGAACACACCAUUUGGUCAAGGACGCACCCAAGACGCAUUCCAUGAUGGAUCGGAUCUUAACAAGCCAAAGCUUGUACUGGACAGCAUGAAGUGGGUAUAUGACAACAAGGUCAAAAAUCUAACUGAACAGUUUCGGAAAGAGCUUUUCCUGUGCUACGGCUCCGGCUGCGAAGGCAACACGAAGUUUUACGGCUUCGAAGGCGUCGUGCAACACUUUGGAGCCAAGCACACUAAUGCAUUCAGCGUUGGCAAUGUUGUUGUUGCUUGGAGAGAAGCUGAAUGGCCAGAGGAGACCCCGUUCCACCCAGACCCCACUUCCGUCAAGCAUGCUUUCCAAUCCGCGUCGGGCACAGCUACUCACUCCGGGUAUGGCGCUUACUACGGUGGGUAUUCGCGUGCGGGGACAUCCACUCCUCAUAUGCAGGCUCAUCUUCCCCAAGCAAGUCCCGGCCCGUAUCAGUACAGCGGCCAUUACGCGGGACCAUUUGCUCCUCCUCAGUUGACCUCAAAUGCUAUGUCAGGGUACGAGUAUAACCAAUCAUAUGGUACGCCUAUGGAUUCUUAUCAAUUUCAGUCCAUGGCACCACCUGGAUAUGGAGCACACCCAGGCAAUGGAUACAUGACUUCCCCAGCGAUGUCCAAUACGGCCAUCGCACCUCCUCCGACUGGUCCAUCCCAAGCUGCAGGCAUGAGAGACACGUCGCACAGGUCAGAUGACGCUAACCAUCGCACAAGCUUAUUCGAUAAGCAGGUGAGUACCGUCAUCGACAUGGCCCAGGACAUCUGGAAGCAAACGUCGGGCGUCAAGGAUCUUCCGAACAGUCUCCGCAUAUACGUCUUGAUGCAGCGUGUCAUCUCGAAGUUCCAUGUCGACUUCAACCAUGAGCCAAACUUGGACCAUUUCAUUGACGCUUUCUCCAGCCACCAGGUACCCCGCGCUUUGAGACAUGCCCCAGGUCUUUCCUGCAAAGCUUGCCAGGACGAGGUUUCUCACUAUCCCCGCCAAGAGGAAAGGAAAACUUUCACAGUCUCGAACUUGUUUUUGCACUUUAAGUCUCAGCAUCUUGGAACCCAAGUCUCCCUAUUUGGUAACGGCCAUCUACCAAAAUCUUUGGAUUGGAAGGAAGACAUGAUAGAGCUUCCAAGCGACCGUGUUAUCUCUGGCCUCAUACACGCCCCUGGCAUGGACGACGAUAAGCUACACAUGGUAGCCACCGUGUUUCCAAAGCUGUUUCCCACCCCACUUCCCAAAAUUGGCAAGAUAGACAACGGUGAGUCCGUGACCAAGGAUUCGAAAGAUGCUACGAAUAGUGGCGAGACCCCGGGGAUCUCAAUCGGAGAAUCCGGUCCCUCAUCGUUAGCAUCGCCCUAUACCGGCUCUCCAAGGCCACCCAAACCUACGGAUGAUGAGUACGACCCCCAGAGGCCUGCUCUCCCCACACAAGCAAGGAUCCCCAGCAGGGCCAACAACGGGAGAACCUCAUUCCGCGGCAGUCCGCCAGACCAUAGGCAGCACUAUUAUGCCGAGUCACGUUAUCAGGUAGGUCAACCGCAGAAGUCGUUGUUUAUGACGAUAGGAGCUAACAGACAAUCGUUCCGACAGCCUCUGGAUCCUGGCCGUGAAGAGUUCGAUCAUCCCCAGGAAUACCUUGAAUACACUCCGGGGCCUCGACGCUACCGGGAACCAGAGCCAGCGUACGAGGAAUACCAGGGAAGACGACCUUUGUAUCGCGACGAAGAAGCCUACUAUCGUCGUGAUGAAGUCGUCUUCGCACAUUCCCGUGCAGGACGGUAUGAGGAAGAAUAUCGUCCUGUCUCUCGCCAUGUUCGGUAUGUAGAGGAUAAUGUUAGGCACCCGGGACAUCAACUAAGGGAGGAACUUGGAUCGGUUGGCCCCAGUCCUGUGGAUGGCAAGUCUGCUGCCGACCGAUUUUUGGAUGAGUUCGUGCCGAACCAGCCAGCGAAUGGAUUAACAGGACAAGGAGCGCCAUCUCUUGAGGUGCACCAACCUGUUGCAGCAGGUCCGGAACCGGAUGACGGAUCUCGGUAUACACCACCGCUGCCUAACUUUGUCGUACCAGAAGCAAUAGCAGAGCGGCGUCAAACUAAUGUACCACCUCAUCGCACAGCUUCAACUGUGUCCAACGGGUCUAGACAGGAAGAAUACCUUUCAUCUGGUCGCCAAAUCCCUACGCCGGACAAUACUCGGGGACCAAGGAGACCUGGACCGCAGCGCCGUAGGGACAGAUAUGAUCAUGCUCCAUCCCGCUACUAUAGAUAUCUGGGUGCCGCUCGUGAUGAGCCGUAUGCUAGAGCAUCUAGCAUGAGCCGUUCGCAGAGUAAGCGAUACGAAGAGCAGCGCCGUCGGAUAGACCAACAGGAGACACCUCAGCCAGGCGCUGAGCAGGAUUCUACUUACUCUCGGGAUCAAAGUGUCGAACGAGCAGCCGCCGAGGAUCCUGCUCACCAACCUCGACGUCCUCCACAGGACUACGUCUCCGUUCAAGAUCGUCUACAUCCCCACUCACCAUCACGCUACCGUUAUGCUGACAGCCGCUACGCGGACGAGCCGCGCGGCGGUCGCCAACCUAUGUAUGUUGAUGAGUACGGUCGACCACUUGAUGAGUACGAAGUCAUUCAAGUACCCCGAGAUCCUCGUCCGCCGCGCCAUUCUUAUGGACGAUACGUGGAGUACGAACCGGAGCACGUACAAUACGUUCCAGUCUCUUACGAACGUCCACAACCGCGCUAUUUGCAAGGCGCGCCUGAGUACGUCUACCAUGAGGGUCGAGACAGACCGUUACCGCCCCGUAGACCAGUUUACGAGCCAGAGGAGCCUCCGCCACCAACAAUUAAGGUGGAGAAUGCGCCGCCUGCGCCAGAUUCAUGA